Perkinsus marinus ATCC 50983 is the source of this 567-nucleotide messenger RNA. RefSeq lists its product as hypothetical. The transcript has a single exon. The record is from RefSeq and is a predicted model, not a curated record. Lineage: Eukaryota; Perkinsozoa; Perkinsida; Perkinsidae. Bases 1 to 567 code for a protein of 188 amino acids.
AUGUCUAUUGAAACUCACUCGACCGACUGCGAGUACUUCGGUGGUCAUCACGCCUAUGAGGGUAUUCAUUACGACAAGAUGGACCCUCCUACUACGAAGGAGGCUGCCGAGUUCUCUAAGAAGUUACGUGAUGUAGCAAAACGCAGUGUCGGUGGCACACACGCUGACCGCAUCGUUGCAGCAGAUCUCCUUCGAUCUGCUCUGCUCGAUCUCGCCGCUUCCAAGAAGAACUUCGGGGCGGUCAGUGUAGACAACUUACUCGGCGAGGACACUUCGCGCGUUAUUGAUAUGAUGAAGACGGUAAAUGAGGAGAGCGUUAUGAAGGCCUUAAACGAGUUGGUUGAUGAGCUGAAGAUUCCCAAGCCUUCCAUGCAGUAUACUCCAACCAACCAUGCUGCUGUACAUUUCGAAUCCUCUGGUGUCGGUUUCUGUACUGAGUGUUUGACCAAGAAGGUUGCGAUAAUGGAACUUCCCUGUGGUAAGGAAUACGGCGGUAAGGCCUAUUUGUGCGAGGACUGUUACUGCAAACGUGAUGAUGCUGGCCCUCUUUUCAAAAUUCAAUACUAA